CGGGCGGGUGCUCGGCUCUCGUCCCGCUCCGCCCCCUGCCCCAGUCCGCAGGCUGGACUAGCGACAUUGGUAACCCUGAGCGCGAGAACUCAGGGGGUGGGAAGGUGUGAGCCGCAAGCGCAGGGGAGGGCGGGAAAGAGGAGGAGGCCUGGGGGUGGUCAGGGGGACUGGGGUCUCGCCGGCAAAGGUCCCGCGGCCUCCUGACUGACUGGCGGCUGUCUCGCUGACGGCCUCGGGCCCCGACGCUUGGAGCUGCGGGCGCGGAGAGCGGAGCCAUGGCCUCCGGUGGAUAUAACCCAUAUAUAAAGAUAAUUGAACAACCCCGGCAGAGGGGAAUGCGUUUUAGAUACAAAUGUGAAGGGCGAUCAGCUGGCAGCAUUCCAGGGGAGCGCAGCACUGACAAUAACCGAACAUACCCAUCUAUCCAGAUUAUGAACUAUUAUGGAAAAGGAAAAGUAAGAAUUACAUUAGUAACAAAAAAUGACCCAUAUAAACCUCAUCCUCAUGAUUUAGUUGGAAAAGACUGCAGAGAUGGCUACUAUGAAGCAGAAUUUGGUCAAGAACGCAGGCCUUUAUUUUUUCAAAAUUUGGGUAUUCGAUGUGUUAAGAAAAAAGAAGUAAAAGAAGCCAUUAUUUCAAGAAUAAGUUCAGGAAUUAAUCCUUUCAAUGUCCCUGAACAACAGCUGCUUGAUAUUGAAGACUGUGAUCUCAAUGUUGUGAGACUGUGUUUUCAAGUUUUCCUCCCUGAUGAACUUGGUAAUUUGACAACAGCUCUUCCUCCUGUUGUCUCUAACCCCAUUUAUGAUAACCGUGCCCCAAAUACUGCAGAAUUAAGGAUUUGUCGUGUAAACAAGAACUGUGGAAGUGUCAGGGGAGGAGAUGAAAUAUUUCUACUUUGUGACAAAGUUCAGAAAGAUGACAUAGAAGUUCGUUUUGUGUUGAACGAUUGGGAAGCAAAAGGUAACUUUUCACAAGCUGAUGUACACCGUCAAGUAGCCAUUGUUUUCAAGACUCCUCCAUAUUGCAAAGCUAUUACUGAACCAGUAACAGUAAAAAUGCAGCUGCGGAGACCUUCUGACCAGGAAGUUAGUGAAUCUAUGGAUUUUAGGUAUCUGCCGGAUGAAAAAGAUACUUAUGGCAAUAAAUCAAAGAAACAAAAAACAACUCUACUGUUCCAGAAACUGUGGCAGGAUUGUGUCAGUUUUCCUGAGAGAACAAGACCUGGUCCAGUAGGGUCAAUUGAAGAAGGAAGAUUCAUCAAAAAAGAAUCAAACUUGUUUUCUCAUAGUACAGUUUUGGCAGAAAUGCCCAGAUCUUCAGGAGUUUCUAGUCAAGGAGAAUCCUACUAUUCUUCACCUGUGCCCAUCUCCAGUGGAUUGUCACAUCAUGCUUCAGCCAUAUCUGCAAUGGUACCUCAGCCUCCUUCAAGCUGGUCAUCGAUGGCCCACCCUACCUCACGCUCAGUCAAUACAAAUCCAUUGAGUAGUUUUUCAACAGGGACACUUUCCACUAAUUCUCAAGGCAUCUCAUCAUUCCUGGACAUGCCUAUUGGUGAUGUAAAUGCUUCUAAUGCUUGCAUUUAUAACAAUACUGAUGACAUAGGCAGAAUGGAAUCAUCAUCCAUAUCACCAGCUGACUUAUAUGGUAUUUCUGAUGCCAACAUGCUGCCUAAUUGCCCUGUGAAUAUGAUGACAACCAGCACUGAUAACAUGGGGGAAACUGAUAACCCAAGACUUGUGAGCAUGAAUCUUGAAAACCCCUCAUGUAAUUCAGUGUUAGAUCCAAGAGACUUGAGGCAGCUCCAUCAGAUGUCCUCUUCCAGUAUGUCAGCAGGCACCAGUUCUGGUACUGUUUUUGUUUCACAAUCAGAUGCAUUUGAGCGAUCUGACUUCAGUUGUGCAGAUAACAACCUGAUAAAUGAAUCAGGACCAUCAAAUGGUACUAAUCCAAACAAUCAUAAUUUUGUUCAAAAUAGUCAGUAUUCAAGCAUUGGCACAAUGCAAAAUGAACAAUUGAAUGACUCCUUUGCAUAUGAUUUUUUUUAAGUAUGUAUUUCUUUUAUGACAUUCUUAAUGUAUUCUUAAAUGAACUAACUAAUAUUUGCUUUCAAGCAAAUUUAAGGUAAAACCUGUAAUGACUGUGUCAUUGGAAAAAUAUAUUCUUGAUUAUUUUGAUGCCCAUGGGCCAAAGUGACCCCUAUGGGGUUUUCUGAGACUUCUUGGAGUUUCUUAGAUUUAUAUGUACAUCAAAACUUCUUUAAAAUGUUAAAUUGGAGAAGGCAGUUGAAGUAAGCUUUCAAGGUAUGGGAGGUUUUCUACCUUUUAUAACAUUUACAUCCAUAUCUUCAAAGUGGCUUUCAAUUUUAGUUUUACGCCCAUAUUUUCAAGAGGAAGAAGUUUCCUUGGACCUUUUUUUUUCUUAGGUGUCUUCAUUCCCUGUGAUCUCAUUAAACUGCCUAUUUGAUAGCUUUAUCUAUAAAUUAAUUAAAGCUCAAACUCAACAUAUCCAAACCUGAAUUCUUGAUUUUUCCCUCCCAGACUUGCUUCUCCUUCAGUCUUCCCCAACUCAGUAAAUGGCAAUGCCAUGCUUCUGGUUGCUCAGGCCAAAAACCUUGAAGUCAUCCUUUAUCUUUUUUUCUUUGAUCUCCCAUAUCUGAUCAUCAGCAAAUCCAGUAGGCCUUGCCUUCAAGAUAUGUCCAACACUGUCUUUUGACCUCUACUAUUAGCACCCUGUUCCUAGCUGUCCUCGUCACUUAACCUGGAUUAAAGCUGUAACCUCCAAAACCUUCCUUACAUCCUUGAUGUAGCCAGAGUAAUUACUUUUAAAACAUGUCAAAUCAUAUUUGCUCAAAACCAUCCAGCUGGUCUCCAUCUCAGAGUAAGGGUCAUAGUGCUUAAAAUUAGCAGGCCUAGGCACCCUUUCCUACCCCAUGUAUUAUCAUUUCCCCCUCCUCAUGCAGCUUCAAGCACUCUGACCUUAAUGCUCCUCCUCAGAGCACCAGGUACAUCCCUGCCUGAUACACUUUGUACUUGGUAUUACUUGGUAUUACUCUGCCUUAAAUGUUCUCUCACUAUAACUGUGAUUACUGAGCAUUUGUUCACUAUUUGUUUCCUUUACUGGUAUAUAAGCUCCAGGAGGAAAGAAAUUUUUGUGUUUUGUUUACUGUUGAAUCUCCAGUUUGUAGAACAGUCUGCCUCACAUUAAGCACUCAGUAAAUAUUUAUUGAACAUUUAGUGUAUUAUUAAUAGAACUUUUGUUUUUUGAAAGAAAUAGCUUUAAUUACUAGAUUUUUAUAGUUUUUACAUUUUGUUUGAUGUUACAUUGGUUUUUAUUUAGAAUCAUUCAAGUCCAGUGUUAAUAAUGAUAUUCCAAAUUGUUUAAAAGCAAAAUAAUCCCAGUGGCAAAAUGGUGGCAGAAUUUGGCCAUUAAUCUCAAUUGUGAUGGAAUUAUCAUUAUGCUAGGUAAUAUAUUAAAGAUCUAGUUUAUCUUACAGGUAGGACCUACCCUAAAUAUUAAACAUAUUCUCAUCUAGAAAUUGCAUCAUUUCACUUGUACAAAGUACAAUCAAACAAGUUUACAUAAAUUAGUUUAUUACAUCAAAAUGGGGUAUGUGUGAAUGCCAUGUAAAUAAAAAUUCUCGAUUGACUAUUACUGGAAGUUAGCCAGAAGAGCAAGAUAAGACUAGGGUCAGAAUAGUCCAGAAAGCAAAAUAAAAAAAAUGAGAAACACACAAAUACCAUUACUAUCUCUCAAGUUUUGAUUUCAAAAGAAAAUAUCUGUCAUAUGAAAUUCAAAAAUCAUAAGCACUUAAUAUAGUUUUAGUAGAAAAAGAAAAACCUUAAGGUACAAUUUUUUUUUUUUUUUUCUGCUCAGAAUAUGAACCCAGGGUAUCUCCAGAUGGUGAUUGGUAAGUGGUGAGUUUUUUUAAAAAUACAGAAUCUUAAUAAUUUUGUAUUAGCACUGAUGAUUUUAAAUACUUAACUGUUAGGUCAGUGAAUUUUAACUAAGCAUUGAGUUGUUUUGCAGCUUUUCCCACUAUAAACUGAAUUAGGGACUGUCAUAUCUGUGUUUAGAGCAUUUCAGUUUUUCAUUUUUCAGGUGCUAGUUACUGACAAUAGAAUUUAUAACUUAAAAUACAUUUGGCUACAAGUUUUUUCUUUAUCUCUAAAUGUGUCUGGACUUUGACUUUAGCUUUGACUUUUAGUUUAGUGCUCUUCCUAUCUAACCUCCAUUUGUUGCAUUCAAUCCCUCCUCCUCCUUUAGCUCCCAUCUCAUUUCCAGUAUCAUGUCACCAUUUAGUUCUUCCUUUCUUUGUGUAAACAUGGCAGAUGUUUUCUCCAGCCUAAAAAAGACCAAAACAAGCAAAAACCAACAACAGCAAAAACCUUUCCUACCAUGCUCCUUCCUUCCCUUCCUAUCUUGAUUUCAAAAGUGCUUGCCUCUUCAUUUCCUCACUUCUGUCCUUCCUUGUUUAUCAGUCUGUCUUUUGCUCCUACUGUUUUCUGUGAUAUACUGGGAAAGGUGACCAGAGACUAACCCCAUUGUCAAAAUCUAGUGUCUUUUUUAUCAGUCAUUAUUCUGCUUGCCCUUUUUACAACCUACCUAUUGACCACCCUGCUAUGGAUACUCCUGUGGCAUUCCUGUGGUAGACAGGAUUUCUGAGGUCUGUUUUUCCUUUAGAGCUCCAACCCUAGUCUUCAGUUGGUGCUGGUUUUUCCCCCUGUGCAAUCUUAGUGCCCAUAGCUUCAGCUUUGUAACUACCUGAAUGUACUUACAAACUGGUGUCUCCUCUGCUUUCCUUAAUGGCAUUACCAUUUACCCUGUUACCAAAGAUUUAUUAUUAUCUUUGUCAUAUCAUAUUUAAUUGAGUUCCUCUGAAUAUGCUAUUGAUGAAAUCGUUUUCAAUUGUUAAAACUACUUUUUAUUGUACAGAAUGUUUACCUUUGUAAUAUCUUUGUAUACAGUGAUUUUUUUCUUGAUAAAUAAAUGAAAAAAUUCUA
Messenger RNA from Sciurus carolinensis (gray squirrel), 5000 nucleotides. RefSeq names its product REL proto-oncogene, NF-kB subunit (gene Rel). Gene Ontology annotation, biological process: non-canonical NF-kappaB signal transduction; response to cytokine; cellular response to stress. The transcript is spliced from 10 exons. Gene Ontology annotation, molecular function: DNA-binding transcription factor activity, RNA polymerase II-specific; RNA polymerase II cis-regulatory region sequence-specific DNA binding. Bases 276 to 2045 code for a protein of 589 amino acids. The record is from RefSeq and is a predicted model, not a curated record. Gene Ontology annotation, cellular component: cytoplasm. NCBI's taxonomy places the organism in Eukaryota, Metazoa, Chordata, Mammalia, Rodentia, Sciuridae.